Colletotrichum phormii is the source of this 234-nucleotide messenger RNA. RefSeq lists its product as uncharacterized. The record is from RefSeq and is a predicted model, not a curated record. Lineage: Eukaryota; Fungi; Ascomycota; Sordariomycetes; Glomerellales; Glomerellaceae. The transcript has 2 exons. Bases 1 to 234 code for a protein of 77 amino acids.
AUGGGAAACGAAGUCCAGGAGGCUCAGGCCCAUAUCGAGGUCCUAAAAGAUGAGAUCGAUAAGCUGAAGCGUCAGAUCAAGGACUUCAAGCAGCUCCUUGAUCAAAUGGUGACCAAAAAGUUUGAGCUCGUCAUCGUGCUUCAACAGGCCAAGGUCGAGCAUGGAAAUGAAAAGGCUCGACUAAAGAAGGACUACAAUAAUGCAAUGAACCAGAACACUGCCAUCAUGACAUAG